This is a messenger RNA of Phytophthora infestans T30-4, 662 nucleotides long. Its product is annotated as peptidyl-tRNA hydrolase, putative. The transcript is spliced from 3 exons. Lineage: Eukaryota; Oomycota; Peronosporomycetes; Peronosporales; Peronosporaceae. Gene Ontology annotation, molecular function: peptidyl-tRNA hydrolase activity. The record is from RefSeq and is a predicted model, not a curated record. Bases 31 to 609 code for a protein of 192 amino acids. Gene Ontology annotation, cellular component: cytosol; mitochondrion.
CGACAAUUGAUUCGCUGAUAUUCCACCACCAUGGAGGAUGCGGCCUGGAAGUGCACGGCGGCGUUCGUGCUGGGCGCCGCGGCGCACUAUUUCGUGUCCUCGUACCUGCUGAUCGACAGUACAUCGCCACCCAAGGCCUUGCACAGUAGCAGCGACAACAGCAACGAAAAUGCCGCGGAGCUGCGCUCGGGCGCAUCGUCCCGAUCAUUAUCCGGGUCGUCAGACGACUGGGAGGGCGAGGAUUCAGUCAGCUGGGUGCCCCACAAGAUGGUUAUGUGCGUGCGUACGGACCUGAAAAUGGGCAAAGGCAAAGUAGCGGCGCAAUGCUGUCACGCGACGCUAGGUGCGUACAAGCGCGCACUUAAACGGACGCCAGACGCCGUUCGCGCGUGGGAGAUGCUGGGUCAGGCUAAGGUCUGCCUUAAGGUGGACUCGGAGGAGGAGAUGCUCGCUCUGGCCGAAAAGGCGGCGGAGCACGGACUCGUUAACUACGUCGUGGUUGACGCUGGCAGGACGCAGAUUGCACCUGAGAGCAAGACGGUGCUGAGCAUUGGCCCGGCGCCACUGAAGGCGAUCGACGAGAUCACGGGCCACCUCAAGCUCAUGUGAUGCAAGAGUGUGGACCUAACGGAAUCACAUCAGUAAAGAGUUUUUUUUUUACA